AUGCCUCUCUCUACACAAAUUGCAAGAGUCUCGGAUGGCUUGCCACUAGCACAGAGCGUAGACGAUCGCAAGACCGAGACUGACCUCUCGGAACACAAGCAGCAGGCCAAGCUCAUCUUCCGACGCAUCACUUCAUCCUCCGAACAACGCUGCAGCAUCGAAAGCGGCAAAUAUACACUGCACUACCUCAUCUCGCCGCCACCAGCGAUGCCAUCUUCUGUGGUCUACUUGACCAUCGCUGAAAAGUCAUAUCCACGCAAGCUCGCUUUUUCAUAUCUCGAUGAGCUCUCGAAAGAGUUUGAGCGCAGCUACGGUAAUCAGGUGGAGCAGAGGAAUCUUCGACCCUAUGCCUUUGUCAGCUUCGACACAUUCAUGCAGCGAACCAAGAGGCUCUAUGAAGACUCUCGAACGGCGCAGUCAGCAGCAUCGUCCAACCUCGACCGACUGAACGAGGACCUUCAGGACGUCACACGCAUCAUGACCAAGAACAUGGAAGACUUGCUUUGGCGAGGUGACAGCUUGGAUCAGAUGUCGACCAUGUCCUCUUCACUGCGGGACGAAUCUCUCAAGUACCGCAAAGCGGCGCGACAGAUCAACUUGGAUGCGCUGUACCGAAAGUGGGCGCCUGUUGGUGCUGUCGGCUUGCUCUUUUUGUUCAUCAUCUGGAUCAAGUUCUUCUGA
This is a messenger RNA of Ustilago hordei, 681 nucleotides long. Its product is annotated as putative SEC22 - synaptobrevin (V-SNARE). Bases 1 to 681 code for a protein of 226 amino acids. The transcript has a single exon. Gene Ontology annotation, cellular component: Golgi membrane; endoplasmic reticulum-Golgi intermediate compartment; SNARE complex. Lineage: Eukaryota; Fungi; Basidiomycota; Ustilaginomycetes; Ustilaginales; Ustilaginaceae. The record is from RefSeq and is a predicted model, not a curated record. Gene Ontology annotation, molecular function: SNAP receptor activity. Gene Ontology annotation, biological process: vesicle fusion with Golgi apparatus; endoplasmic reticulum to Golgi vesicle-mediated transport; retrograde vesicle-mediated transport, Golgi to endoplasmic reticulum.